This is a messenger RNA of Neolamprologus brichardi, 4162 nucleotides long. RefSeq names its product cylindromatosis (turban tumor syndrome) 3 (gene cyld3). The record is from RefSeq and is a predicted model, not a curated record. Gene Ontology annotation, biological process: protein deubiquitination. Lineage: Eukaryota; Metazoa; Chordata; Actinopteri; Cichliformes; Cichlidae. Gene Ontology annotation, molecular function: cysteine-type deubiquitinase activity.
CCCGCCGGUGUCAGUGAGCCCGCUUCCUGCUUCACAGUAUGGUUUGUUAUUGCAGCGAAGCUCCUUUAAAUGUGAGGGGAAAUGUUGACGGUCAGAGCCCAUGAAGUUGAAAAAUGAAGGGGUUAAUUCGACUGUGAACCAGCCACACUUCUCACACACGUAAGAUGUCAGGGGCCCAUGAGCAGAUCAGGAAGCGCCGCCCCCCCAAAACGUUCUUGAUCUCGACCGACAUAAAGGUGCGCGACCAGCUGGAAGGUACCAUUUCGCUACAGCGGGGGUUCAUCUGCCAGGAGCAAGAUUUGGAUAGAAAAGGGGACAGCCCCUGGGUUAAGGUGUUGGACAAUGACUUCAUGGGAAAAAUAGACAGGAGAGUCUUAAUUGAUGUCCCAACUGACCUCACUGGCUUGCUGGAGGCUGUUACAGAUCCAGAGGCUCGACUAAAACUUCUAAACCAGCCUGGGAAGCUGCAGCAGUUGGCUUCUCUGCCGUCUGACUCCCCACUGUGGGUCCAAAUAGGUCAGCAGGAUGAGCUGGCAGAGGCAGAGCUGAAGUACAUCGGGCCCUUGACCAGAGGAAGCAGCGCUGUGUAUUUUGGGGUCCAACUCAAGGGCUCAGCGGCGGGUAGGGGAAAAAGCAACGGCACUUACAAAGGCCAGAGGUUAUUCACCUGCCCCGAAGCUUGCGCCCUCUUCGUCCCGGCCAGUCACAUCAGGCCCCGCCAGUGGUCCAGCAGCUCAGAGGGACACCAGCGACCCCGCGAGCGAGAACACCACCGCAGCAGCAAUGGUCACCAUAGCAGCAAUGGCCGCCCAAACCAUUUUCAGCUGCCGCCCCAGCAGCAGCAGCACCAGCACAGUCGUCACAUUAGUUUCCACCAGCAUCCACCCAACAGCUCUUCUCAGGUGUCCCCCUUUAGCAUCCUUCCACGAACUGCAGACUCGGCACCCAUCACAGCUCAAAACCAUGUCCGAGGCCCUGCGUCACCCCCGCUGUUUCGCCCUGGUCAGCGUGUGUGUUUCCCCCUGGAUGACAAAGUCUGUGCAGGGGAAGUAGUGUUCUGUGGGCCCCUGCCAGGCCGGGCCUCAUCAGGAAUGUACGUGGGAGCCAUCCUGGACACUCCUGAUGGUAACUGGGACGGGACUUACAAGGGAGAGAAGCUCUGCCACAUUCCUUCAAUCCUUUAUGGAGCCCUGGUGUCAGUCAACAAGGUUUCCUUAGGUAAAGCAGCUGUUUACACUCAGAAGGUUCAGGCCUCAGUUAUUUCAGAACCAAAGUCCCAUCGAACCAACCCCACUCAGAAAUCUUCCAGAACCAUCCUGAAGGUGGCACUCCCCCCAGUUACUAAAUCAGUCCCUGUAUCGCCGCCUGCCUCUGCUCCAAAGAUAGCCCUGAUGCCCCCAAUCAAACCAGCACUUAAAUCUCCCCCUCUGCCUCUGCCAAAACCCGCCCAGAAACCCGGGCUUCCUCCCCCUCCUCCUCUACCCCCUCCCAAACCGCAAGGCCUGACAGCCGGCCAGCAGCAGCACACCAAUGGCACUCACGGACCCGCCUCACCGCUGAGGGCUCCGGGUAAUGGUGACAACGCAGCAGAGAAUGGAGAGGUAGGAUCGGGCAGCAAUCUGGAGGUGGGGUCGAUGGUUGAAGUGAAUGAUCCGCCGCUGUUUGGAGUUAUGUGGAUUGGAUGGAUAAACGGGAUUUCAGAGCCAGUGGCAGGAAUCGAACUGGAACAGGAGCUGUCUGCUGGAACGGAUGGCAGUUACCUCGGGGAGCGUCACUUUCGUUGCCCGGCCAACAAGGGGCUUUUCGUAAAGCUUCGCAACUGUAGACGGGACUCCAGAUUCCCCGCCCCCGAGAUGCCUGUCAAUCAAGUGGAGCGAUGCAACUCUAUAGCCUUUGCAGAGUGGGGCAGUGAGCGCGUGGAGGAGCACACUCCUCCCGUGGAGGGGGAUGAGGCCCGGGAGCUCUACCAGGGCUGGAAGAAAGGCAUCCAGGGUCACCUCAACUCCUGCUACCUGGAUGCCACGCUGUUCAGUCUGUUUUCCUGCUGCAGUUCAGCUGACUGUGUGUUAUUCUGGCCCACCGACCCUGAAACUGACCAGAGCUCCAGUCAGGCUCAGGACCUUCUACGCUGCGACAUUGUCAACCCACUGCGGAGGUACGGCUAUGUGUGUGCCAGUAAGACAAUGGCGUUGAGGCGACUGCUGGAAGCUGCGAACAGUGAUAUGGGCUUCACCAACCAGGAGAAAGAUCCUGAAGAAUUUCUCAACAAGCUUUUCCAGCUUCUCCGAGUCGAGCCGCUUCUCAAGAUCAGAUCGAUGUCUCAGCAGCCACAGGAGUGUCACCUCUAUCAGCUCUUCCCUCCUGCCCUUCCCCCCUCUCCCUCCUCGCCCGAGUCUCUCCCCCCAGUCAACUCCCCGAUCCCCCUCUCCUCAGCGUCAUCCAUGAGGGUCGCCAGCGUCCAGACCCUGCUGGAGUCCUCCUUCCUCCACUCCGGCCUCAAGUUUGUUGAGGCUCCCUCUUGCCUCUUGCUGCUCAUGCCGAGGUUCGGGAAAGACUUCAAAAUGUUUGACGCCAUCUUGCCGACCCUCAGCCUGGACAUCACAGACCUGCUGGAUGACACUCUGAGGCAGUGUACUAUCUGUCAGGCUGUAGCCGAGUGGGAGUGUCUGCAGUGUUACGAUGAUGUAGACAUCACUCCUGGACAUCUGAAACAGUACUGCAAGACCUGCAACGUUCAGGUCCACAGUCACAGGAAACGAGCAUCCCACAGCCCGGUGAAGAUUGGCGUCCCCGGGGAACAGUGGACAGGCCCCCUGCACUGCACGCGACAGCGAAUGUCUCUCUUCGCUGUGACGUGCAUCGAGACCAGCCAUUACGUGAGCUUCGUCAAGAACGGGCCCCUCGACACCGACUGGCUGUUUUUCGACAGCAUGGCGGAUCGGGAAGGUGGAGAGAACGGCUUCAACAUCCCCCAAGUGAAGGCUUGUCCCGAGGUGGGCCGCUACCUGAGCUUGUCAGAGGAGGAGCUGAGCAGAGUGGACCCCAGCUCCUUGAGGGAGGCUGCGCGUCGCCUGCUCUGCGACUCGUACAUGUGCCUGUACCACAGCCCCGAGCUCAGCCUGUACAAGUGACACGGACACUCAGCACAGACGUGCAGACUGAAGUGGACGUGUUGUCCUCAGGUUCUUCCCUUCGCACAGCUGUCCGAAUAAAACGUUGCACUUCAGAAUAUGAGGUGUAACAUGAAAUCUGCCUUAUUCUCACCAUGACCAGCGUUUUUCUUUUUAUUACUCCCUCCUGUGAAGUGGGAUUAGAGACUGAAGUUCCCAGUGAGACGGGAAUGUUGAGGUGCAGCUUCUUUUCUUUGUGAGCAAUGUUAGACACACACACUGGCCUUCAUGUACAGACCCAGGAGGUUUUUUGCAACAGAAACUUUGCUCAUCACCAGGAACACUCUCCAGUCUUGGUUGCCCGCAGCUUCACACACUCAGAGAUGUAAAAAUAGCAGAUGUAGCAGCAAGAGUCCAAAGGUUUUUAAGAAGAUGGUAUAAAACAGCAAAGGUUAAGCUGGUUGACGUUUGUUUUACAUCUGUAGGUCUGUUAUUGGGGCUAAUAUUUUGGGUCAUCCAUGUUUAAAACUGCUUAAAUGCCAAACUGCUGCAGAUUUAUGGCACGGCCUUAAUGUUCACAUCUUCUGUAUAUCAGGAGUUGCAGUUUGUCUACAAACAAGAUGCACUUUAAACUCUUUCGUGAAGUGUUGCCCAGUAAAGGACGACGAGUGGUGAGGGUCUGAGAAUAAACCACCGUCCAUCCAGAAAACAGUCAGCCAUACUUCCACACUUCUACUGUGCCUGUUGAACAAAGAGCCUUAUGUUUAGGUAAAGAGCUGUGUACACUUGCCAACCUGCUGGUGAGCUUACCUGUGCCUUAAUGAUGCUCUCACACUGUAUGAAACCACUGUGCCUGUAACAUGUAACACUUGUACUCUGCACAGUUCAGUUUGCACUGCUUUAUUUACACGUCAGUUCAUCUGUAUAUAAUAGCAUUCCCUGUAACUGACAGCACAGAUUGCACAUCGAUGUUUAAACUGUUAGAUUGCUUACAGGUUCUUUAAUGCAAUCCAGCUACACGCAAUGAGAUUAAAGAUUUGACAUUGUUCCUA